Ctenopharyngodon idella (grass carp) is the source of this 2770-nucleotide messenger RNA. It is a transcript of the gene znf800b, whose product is annotated as zinc finger protein 800b. The coding region runs from base 245 to 1834 and encodes 529 amino acids. Lineage: Eukaryota; Metazoa; Chordata; Actinopteri; Cypriniformes; Xenocyprididae. The record is from RefSeq and is a predicted model, not a curated record. The transcript is spliced from 6 exons.
CUUGAAGGUCUCUUCUGCGACUCGAACACACAACCUUCUCAGUCCAGCCCGGAUCAUUAAGCACUAGGUCACGGCACCCUGAUAGAUCUCCAGUGUUUGCUCAGUAGGGCACGUGCAUGUGGUGGAGAGUCACAUUCAUGCGCGUGGAGGCGUCACACACCAUCCAAGAGCUCAUAGAGUCAAAGUCGAAGUAUCUUCCGGGAAUCUGCGGAUUAUCUCGAGGCGCAUUUGAAGAGGUUUAGAGAUGGAGGAAACUGUGUCUGUGUCGGCCAAUGAGAAGUGCUGUCAGACUGAUGACAUCACAGGUGAGGCCGUUGUUCCCGGGCCUGACCAUGCGAGCAAGACGCUAGUCUACUCCACAGAACCUGGAGAUCCCCCUCUGCUACAAACACCGCUGCUCACCUCCAAAUCUGGCAUCCAGCAGAUCAUUGAAUGUUUCCGCACAGGUACUGCACAGCUGAAACACAUUCUCCUGAAAGAGGUGGACACAAUCUUUGAAUGCAAACUCUGCCGCAGUCUCUUCCGUGGCCUUCCCAAUCUGAUCAAGCACAAGGAAAUUUAUUGUUUCACUCGAAUGCCUGAACCUGAUGACCCCUCUGGAGAUGGCAAAAAAAGCUUGAAAGAACUUAUUGAGGCCAUCUAUCCCCGCUCUGAUAAAGAGGAAUACGUACUGAAAUUUGAACCCAUUCCCAGCAACCAGAAUGCAGUGUACCAGUACCUGUCCAAAGACGACGACCUGCCACCUUCAUCCCAGAGCCCCAACCACACGGCCACAGACAGCUGGAGACACUACCACUCCAACAGCCAGGAAUUGUACACAGAUGAGGUCCGGUUAGAAGAAGAGGAGAGCAAUUGCAUUGAUGGCGAAGAUGAGAGGGAGAACAUGGACAAAGGAGAGGAAGAUGCAGAGGAAAACAAGGAGCAUCCAGAUGCUGAAGAACCUGAGGAGCCAGUGGAAGAAGACCUGGCCUCCUGCAGAUGCCUCCUCUGCAAUAGGACGUACAGGGUUCGAGGUCACCUUAGGAGACACCUGCAGACUGUUCACAAGAUUGUAUCCUCAGGUUCCACAACCAAAUCUACUGAUCCCCCGUCCAACUCCAAGAAAAUGGUCAACGGUAAAGUUCUAGACAGUCCCAACACUAGUCCUAGUUCCUCCUCUAACUCCCAGAGCCCCAAGGAGGACAAGGUGCCAUCCAAGGCUGAAUUCUCUGCGGGCUUUGACUUCAAGGCGCGCUUCUGCAAGCUCUGCAAACGGACAUUCAGCUCCGUGCAGAACCUGGAGAAACACAUCGAGCUGCAUACGGACAAUGGCACAGACUUCUUUGUCAAGUUUUACUGCUGCCCGCUCUGCCGCUACAAGACGCGCCGCAAAAGAGACGUGCUACGCCAUCUCUCGGAGUUCCACAAGAAGAAGUCCUCCUACCUGAGCCGGAUCUCGCAGUCGCUGGAGAGCUACGCCAUCAAGAAGCCAGCGGAGGUCGUGUUGAACAAAGAAGAGGCGAAAGAUCAAGGUCGACAACAGGAAGUGAAAGUCAACCACAACUACACUUCGCCAUAUCCGACGCGAAGGAACCUAAAAACACCUGGCGUAAUGCGCAACAAGACCUCGAAAACUGGCAAUAAGAGGCGCCGCGUCGAAGUAGUGACCAAUAGCAAAAAAAAUGUGAAGCCCAGUAGCCCAAAAGGGAGUGUCACUAAGAAAUCUCUGCACGUGUGCAACAUCUGUGGGCAAAGCUUUAAAAAGACAAGGUACCUAGGGUUGCACAAGAGAAGCCAUCUAAAAACUGCAGCAAGGAGCGCAGGUAUCAGAACAAGAUCAAAGGUCAUGCUUUGAUAUUUUCUGACAGCGAACUGGACUUGCAGCGACAGCGGAAAGACAUACUGGACAAAGAACAGCCUAACCGUUAAAAAAGUACAGAAAUCCCAGUGCUGUACUACGAAAAAGUUGACAGUGUACAAAAAAGACGUUAGUAGGGUAUAAGAAAUGUGUGUCCGAGCUUUCCCAUCGUCCCAAACACACAUAUUGGAGAAUGUAUGUGUCAGUGUAACUGUACAGUAUUUUCAGCUGUGCUCUGUUAUCCAUUCAUGAGGGGUUCAGACCACUCUCAAAUGUAAGAGGAAAUAUAUAUGCUUUCUAUUCCCACGCUGCCAUUAGUAAGAUUUGACAUUUCCAUCCAAAAACGGCCAGAUGAUUAUUCCAGGCUCCAGAUGUAGUGAACUGGCCUCAGGCGGAGCUUCAAGACACACAUGCUCUUGUUGAGAGGGCACUGAACACCGCUGAACGCUGCUGUUGACACCCAUCAGACUCAUUGGUAUUCAGUGCUGUCGUAUGGGGUGAGAUCUGGACAUCUUUCUGUUCGAUCGCUGAGAAAACGGUGAACACUGAAGACCACUGGAACAACAUGAACUCCGUUAUAUUAAGGGAAAAGGAUCUUUUAUGUUUGAAAAGCACAUGCUCUGGGGAAGAUGAUCAGUUGUGCUUGUGUGAACUGCAGGUAAAACACUUUCUAUCAGAUCUUUUUUAGUUGUGUUCCCCUGCAGUUCUUUGAUUAAUUCGUCUGAUAUCAGUUUUAGAUGAUUCUUGUGUUAUUUUACGCUCUUCAUUUGUCUUUUCACAUUUUACAAAAAAAGUUGACAGGUCUUCAGAAGCAUUUACUGUGCAAAUCUGUAGAUCCAAGUUUCUUUGUUUAGCCUUCUGGAGGAUAAAAGUUGGUAUUUUUUUUAUUUUUCAUUUUUCUUUGUAUUGACCAACAAUAAACAGAUAAAUUAC